Messenger RNA from Kazachstania africana CBS 2517, 1416 nucleotides. RefSeq names its product RNA-binding snoRNP assembly protein (gene NAF1). Gene Ontology annotation, molecular function: RNA binding. The coding region runs from base 1 to 1416 and encodes 471 amino acids. Gene Ontology annotation, biological process: ribosome biogenesis; pseudouridine synthesis; box H/ACA snoRNP assembly. Lineage: Eukaryota; Fungi; Ascomycota; Saccharomycetes; Saccharomycetales; Saccharomycetaceae. The transcript has a single exon. The record is from RefSeq and is a predicted model, not a curated record. Gene Ontology annotation, cellular component: sno(s)RNA-containing ribonucleoprotein complex.
AUGUCUGAGGAUCUAUUUAGUCAAGCAUUACAGAAUAAAAAUGAGGUUUUAAAUUUGGAGCUUCCGAAGGAUGAUAUUGACGUUGAUGAGAUUAGUGAUAGUGAUAGCGAAUCUGGAAAGGUCAUCGCAGAUUCCAAACAAGUUUUAUCCGAAGACAGCGAGGAGAGGGUCGAUUCCUCAAGUGGGACCGAUGAGAGCAGUGAUGAUUCUAGCGAAGAACAGUCGAGUAGUGACGACGACUCUGAAGUAGAGGGUGACCAGGAAGUUGAGGGCGAUGAAGAAGAGGAAGAAGAAGAAGAAGAAGAGGCUGGCGCAUCUGGUCCUAUCAGGUCCAAGCACGAAUUGACUGAAGAGCCCCUUAUUGAGAUACCUGAUGAUUAUAAAGUGGAUCCUAACACUAAUAUUUCAGAAGCCGGUUCCAUUCAGUCACUCUUUGAGAAUAAUGUCAUUAUCCAUUCCAAUAUGUCUGGUGAAAGGAGGGUCUUAAAGGAAGGAUCAAUAUUCUGUUUGGAAGAUCGUAACGUUAUAGGAACUUUAAGCGAAGUAUUUGGUCCAUUACAAAAUCCAUUCUAUCGUGUCAGUUUCAAAUCUUCAAGAACUGACAUUAAAAAGCUGGUCGAAGAAAAUACCGGCAAAAAGGUAUAUAUUGUUGUAGCUGACGCUACAUGGGUGGACACUUUUGAAUUAAAACGUUUCAAAGGUACAGAUGCUUCUAAUAAUUUUGAUGAGGAACUACCUGAAGAAGAACAAGAGUUCUCUGAUGAUGAACAGGAGGCUUUAUUUAAAAAGAAGAAAAAGGCUGAUAAGAAAAGAAAAAAAAAUACUGGUUCCAGCAGUAAGAAUGUUGAAUCGCAGGCUAAGAAACCUAAAGCUUCAUGGAAUAACAGUUCUAACCUCCCUCAAAUAAAACCUCCGAUGGGCAUGGUGUCCCAUGGUUAUAAGUCACGUAAUAAUCGUGAAUCAAAUCAAACGCAUCGUAACCAAAUUCCAAAUAGACAACAAGAAACUUACCAACACUCGUCCAAUAAUCAUCCAGCAUUGCAACAGCCAGCAUAUAAUGCAUACCAGCAACAAUCCAUGCCAAUGCCGCCAUUUCAACAACCACUGCAUCAAUUCAAUAAUCCAUAUGGCCAACAACCAAUGCCUAUGGCAAACCAGUUCAUUCCUCCACAACCUCAAUAUCCAUACCAACAACACUUUCCAAAUCAACCUCCUCACAUGGGUCAAUCGCUACCUCCCCACGGUCAGUACAACGGACUGCAACCACCACUACCUCAACCGCAGCAGCAACAACAAAACUUGCAGCAAGUAUACCAACUACAUCAACUGUUAAUGCAACAGCAACAGCAGCAGUCACAACAGCACAACCAUCCCACCGGGAGCCAACCUCCCCACAAUGACGCUCCCCCAUAUUAA